Messenger RNA from Geodia barretti, 789 nucleotides. The record is from the annotation of a GenBank genome assembly. NCBI's taxonomy places the organism in Eukaryota, Metazoa, Porifera, Demospongiae, Tetractinellida, Geodiidae.
AUGCUGUACGUGCGCCACCUGGGUUAUCGAGGCCGAUUCACCGAAGCGUUGGCGGACGGCGAACCGAAGGCGCUGGAACUGCGACGCCAGGUGCAGCGGGUGGAAGAUAUUGCGCUGGCUCGCGCCGACAUUUCCGCCGGGGCGGUGUUCAAGUUUUUCCCCUGCCGGUCCGACGGGCAAUGGCUGAUCAUAUACUCGCCAGACGGUUCCGAGGAGCUGGAGCGGUUCUAUUUCGGGCGGCAAGCGGAACGCGAGGGCUUGUGCCUGUCCGACUACGCGCGACCCGUAGGCGAUGGACCCGACGAUUACGUGGCAAUGUUUGUUACCACCGUGGGGCCGGGCGUGCGGCAGCUGUCGGAAAAAUGGAAGAGUGACGGCCGGUAUCUGGAUUCCCAUACCCUGCAGGCGCUGGCAAUUGAAUCGGCGGAGGGUUUUGCCGAACUGCUGCACAAACGCAUUCGCAACAUGUGGAACAUCGGCGAAGGGUCUGGCAUGAGGGUGGCCGAUGAAAACGAAAAACGAGAUUUGUUCCGGGCAAAGUAUCGCGGCAAACGGUUUUCCUUUGGCUACCCGGCGUGUCCCCGACUGGAAGACCAGGAGAAAUUGUUCGACCUGCUGGACGCAACGGCGAGCAUCGGUGUGGAGCUCACCGAUGGUUACAUGAUGGAUCCGGAGGGGUCGGUUUCAGCGCUGGUGUUUCACCAUCCAGAGGCGAAGUACUUCAACCUGGAUGAAGCUGACAUCGAGCGGCUGGAAGCUGAAAUCGAGCAGUUUGAGCGAAGUCGAUAG